This is a messenger RNA of Lotus japonicus, 2014 nucleotides long. Its product is annotated as protein ROOT PRIMORDIUM DEFECTIVE 1. The coding region runs from base 295 to 1566 and encodes 423 amino acids. Gene Ontology annotation, molecular function: RNA binding. The record is from RefSeq and is a predicted model, not a curated record. The transcript has a single exon. Lineage: Eukaryota; Viridiplantae; Streptophyta; Magnoliopsida; Fabales; Fabaceae.
AACUAAAAAAAAAUGUUCACGCACAAUUUGAUGUUCCUCUCCUCCCUCAUCACUGCCUUCGUCAUCUUCUGGUUAGCCGGUAAUAGCACUGCCGUCUCUGGUCGGCGCUCUUCAUCAUCCACCACCUCUGGUCCUCCCAUCGCCACCACCUCCUCUCCCUCCACUGUUCCAAGCGCGCCCUAGCUUCCUCAGAAGCUACCAAAUUCAUCGGAACACUAUCAUUCCCUGCCUGAAUUGAUGAUUCUUCAUUCUGUCACUGCUUUCAUCUCGCGUUUCUCUCCAAAUCAAUGACACAUGAACCUAUUAUCAAGUCUCAGAUACAGGAUCUUCCAAUCCACCACCAUCUCCUUCUCACCCUUCAUCCUCUUCCACCAAAGACGAUGGAAGAAACCCACCAUUUCAGCUCAAACCCGUUUGGAAGACAGGGUAAGAGACCCCCACCUCGACAACUUCAUGACCCACCUCAAAAAACUCUACCUCGUCCUCGGAUUCCACAACCUCAUGUCGAAUCGUAAACGGGGUCCAUUCGUUUCCCUUCAGCUCAUGUCUCGUUGGAGAAACAUCCUCGGACUCAAUGUCACUGUCGGGUCCUUCCUCCACAAGUACCCUCAUGUUUUCGAGGUGUUUGCGCAUCCUUUUAGGAGGAACCCGUGCUGCAGAUUCACGAGGAAGAUGAAGGAGCUGAUUCUCCUGGAAAGGGUUGUUGUGAAGGAGCUGGAGAUGGAGGCUGUGAAGAGGGUGAAGAAGCUGCUCAUGAUGUCUGUGAAUGGAACUCUUCGCGUUCACGCGUUGAGGUUGGUGAGAAGAGAAUUGGGUCUUCCUCAGGAUUUCAGGGACUCCAUUCUUGGGAAGUACAGUGGUGACUUCAGGUUGGUUGAUUUGGAGGUUGUGGCAUUGGUUGGAUGGGAUGAUGAAUUGGGUACGGCGCAGGUUGAGAAAUGGAGGGAGAAAGAGUAUACAGAGAAGUGGUUGAGUGAAUUUGAGACUAAGUUUGCAUUUCCCAUUAAUUUCCCAACUGGGUUUAAGAUUGAGAGAGGGUUUAGAGAAAAGCUGAAGAAUUGGCAAAGGCUUCCUUAUACAAAGCCUUAUGAGAGGAAAGAGGUCAUUCGGGUUAGAACUUGUGGAGGGGUGCAGCGAUACGAGAAGAGGGCUGUUGCUGUUCUUCAUGAGCUUUUGAGCUUGACUGUGGAGAAGAUGGUUGAGGUUGAUCAAUUGGCUCAUUUUCGGAGGGACUUUGCGAUUGAAGUUAAUGUGCGUGAACUACUGCUAACGCACCCGGGGAUAUUUUACAUAUCUACUAAGGGAAAGGCUCAAACCGUUUUUCUUAGGGAGGCAUAUAGCAAAGGGGGUUUGGUUGAGCCUAAUCCUGUGUAUACUGCUCGGAGGAAUAUGUUGGACCUUAUACUAUUAGGUCGGAGGAAAACCAAACAAUUUCUAGAUUGUGAUAGUAAGUCUAAGGAAGAGAGCAAUGCUGUAGUAUAUGAAUUAGAUGAUGAGGGAGUUCAAAGACAAGGAGAUUGGGUGAUUCCAUUCUUGGAGAGUUGUGAGCAGAACAGAACCCCAUGAUAUUGUGAAGGUAGCAGAGGCAGCAGCUGCAUAUUUGAAGAAUUCACCUAAUUAGUUAUUUGAUCAUUAGUAAAUGUUCUGCUGUGAGUUCUCAUCUCUUCGAAGCUUUUGAUCAAGAGAAUUCACGAGUGUGGUUCGAGGUGUAGCAUUGUGAUACUGAAAUGGUACAUUCUUGCAUUUCAGAGGUUUAAGGUAUCACUUUUUGACAAAAAAGAAGCUUGGUUACUUUAUUGACUUUCGAUUGUACUCUCAGCUGUUAGCAAAAGCAGUAACUGUUUGCAGCUGCUUCUCACUUGUAGUAUGGUUAGAAUGCAAGUGGUAUUCUUCUUGAUAGAAUAGAAGGCAAGCUCUCCUUUGUCAGAUCGCUAUGUUUAUUAUCAGUUCAUAAUUCAAUUUUAACUACAUCAAUCAGCUUUGAUAUGACAAAAAUAGAGUAAUAUUUUGGAAA